ACAGGUGAAAGGGGAGGGGCCUAGUAUGAUAAUAGUAAAGAGUGACGUCAGCAGCUGGGAGCAGUUCCACAGUGCGAGCUCUGGAGAGGGAGAGGUGAUUGAUACUGGAGAGAGAGAAGGAGCUGAGACUCCUAUAGGAGCCUGCCUGUACUGAUCCAAGGGGAGAGAGACAGCAGGGAGUGCCAAGAGACAGCUGGAGACAGUGCCAAGAGACAGCUGGAGACAGUGCCUGCAGGAUGCAGCUAUUCUUCCUUCUGCUGGGACUGCUGUGCUCAGUCUUACAGGCCCAGGAGGUUUCGGUAACAAGCAAGUUGACUGGUAUCAUUGGUAAAGAGAUCGUUUUGCCAUGCACAUUUACCAGCACAGAUUCCAGCGUGAAAGUGACUCAGAUUAUGUGGAUGCACGGUAGUACCAGUUUAGGGGUGUAUAGUCCUCAUCUUGGCAUACAUUUGAGCAAUCCAUCACAUUUCCAGCUAGUGGAGCCAUCCAAUACCAGCGCUACGCUCAAGAUCUACCCGGUCGUUUACACCGAUGAAGGGGAGUACACGUGUGAGGUAACCACCUUUCCUGGUGGUAAUGUCAAAGCCACCACCACUAUGGUCAUCAAGGCCAUACCACAGAAUUCUGCAGAAGCCAACCCUGGGGUUGUGGCGAGUGACCAAGUCCAGGCAGUAGCUACAUGUAAAUCAGCCAAUGGAAGGCCUCCGUCUCGAAUAACAUGGCACGCGUCCAUUCCUUACAAUGAGAGCACCGACAUGGUCAAUAACACUGAUGGCACGUACACUGUAGUCAGCAAGUUCCUAAUAACACCCACGUGGAUCGCUGAUGGGAUGCCAGUCACUUGCAUAAUCAACGACGAUUCCUCAGAUUACCCCAUUCCAUUGAAGUUGUCCGUGCAAUAUUCUCCUGUGGUGACCAUUGAGGGCUUCGAUGAUAACUGGCACUUACACCGCAAUGGUGUCUAUCUGACUUGCAAUGGAAAAGGCAACCCUCCUCCCACAUCAUACACUUGGAAGACUGCGGAUGGAUCUCCACUCCCUGCUUCUGUCCGGGCAAAGGACAAUGUGUUGUACGUAGAUGAGGUGGAUCAGCGUGUGAACAGAACGUUUUUAUGUGAAGUCACCAAUGCUCUCGGGAGUAGAGCUUCCCGGCAGGAUGUCUUUGUGAGAGAACACGCAAUGCAACCGCAGACAAACGCAGGAGCCAUCGCUGGGGGGGUAAUUGGGGGGAUUCUGGUCCUACUCCUUCUGGUUGCCAUCAUCUUCAUCGUCAUCAAGAGAGGCGGUCUGCACAAGAAGGAUCGUGGAACUUACAAUCCAAAGCCCAGAGUUUUUGGAACUGGCAAACCAACUGAGCAGUUCACCUAUCAAGAUGACGGAGACUUGGACAAACCCCUCAAAGGUCCCAUCCCCAUGAGAGACAGUGGACUCAGCCCCUCGUUGGGAGAUGAGGACGAUGAUGAGGUGGAAAGGAUGAAAUACAAAGUUCUUGAAGACGAUGAGGAAGAAGAACGAUUCAAUGAAGUGGGGCCCAUGCUGCAACUAAGACCUCAUCAUCCAAUGGACUCUUACCUGGAUGAUGAUAUGGAGUCACAGACGGAUGGCUCUAUCAUUUCCAGGACUGCUGUAUAUGUGUGACCUCUCUACUUGAGAACGGAGUAUCUACCCAAGACUAAACACCUGGACUGCAGAGUGUUUUUAUCCGUCCCAGUGAUGACUUGUAGAGUAUGUGGAGCUCUACCUAUCCUUGUCCCAUCAUUCACCUGGACUUUAUCUAACCUCAUUUACCAUGAGCCAUUUGGACUGCAAUGUACAUAUGCGUUAGGAUUUAUCACCUUCAUUUAACUUUCGCUCUUCAGUCAGGUAUGUGCAAUCCCCUUCACACACUCAAGUAUAUAAAACCUCCCGUACAACGUUGCCUAAGCUCCAGCUCCUUCAGAACUCCUUAGAUACGCUCCAUUAUACUGUGGUGAACAGGUAGGACCCAUUUCCUUCACCUGCCCACUAGACAGCCAAGACUAGACAGCAAAAAUCUUCUGCUCUUCCUCCCACAGAAUAUCCAGGACUAUAAGGACGUAGAACUGUUUUUAAAUAAGGACUUCCCUAUCUUACUGAGCAUCUUAGGUACCCCUAAUUAUUUCAGGGGGCUGGGUAAGGUAUAGGGGAGUCACUCCGACCUUACACAUGAACUUGUGGUGCCAGGAUCUAGUUGCCACUUGCAGUUUUUUUUGAGAGCAUCUGCAAAGUGCGCACCAGAGAUUUUUUCCUUUUUUAAAGGGGUUUGCACUAAUAAUGGAAAUUAUAAGAUGAACUUAUAAAAGAUUUAAUAUGAAGAAAAUUGAGCCUUGAGAUAUUGGGGUGGGUCUAGAGGGCUUUAUGUUUUGCAUUUCUGCUAUUAUUAUUUUUUUGUAUUUCUGUAAGAAAAGAAGAAAAAUUUUAAUAAACCUCAUGUAAAAAAUGU
This is a messenger RNA of Hyla sarda, 2460 nucleotides long. It is a transcript of the gene NECTIN2, whose product is annotated as nectin cell adhesion molecule 2. The record is from RefSeq and is a predicted model, not a curated record. Lineage: Eukaryota; Metazoa; Chordata; Amphibia; Anura; Hylidae. The coding region runs from base 237 to 1637 and encodes 466 amino acids. The transcript is spliced from 6 exons.